CUUCCCUGGAUUCUUGUGAAAUUUCCUGAAAUUCUGCUUCCAUCAACGAAGAAAGUAGAGAAGGAACUGCUUCAGAAACGUAGCCUGGCUACUGCGACGGAUUGGAAGGCGGAAAUCAAGAAUGCGACUAGACAGGAAGCUAUACGCGAUGUUGAAGGAAGGAGUGUCUUCUCAUUAUCCUAAUGGCAUGAGUUCGGAAAGAAUUGCUAACCUUGCGAUAGAAUAUGAGAAGAGGUUCUUUAAGAACGCAAAAACAGAGGAAGCAUAUUUGAAUGCUGUAACCGGCAAGAUGAGGAGUGAAAAUCGCCAUGAAAGCGCAAGCAGUCGAGUUCGUCCUGCAUUUGUAAUCCAGCCUCCGCCACAGAUGAGUAAUCAGCCACACCAACGGGCAGUGCCUAAUCCGCUAUAUCAACAACCAGCAGUCCUUAAUUCACUUCCGCAGCAACAUACUCAGCAGUUAAGGCCAAAGCCACAUGGACAACUACAGAGACAAAAACUGAAUGUCAGACAGACACAUCAGCAAAUUGGGAUGCACAAUCAAAGCUUUGUUAGUCCACAGAAAGCACUAAAUUCACCAUGCGGACCACAGGGUUUAGUGAGUCCAAUAUUCACACAAAAUCCAAAUGUGUUGAACUUGCAGCCAAAUGAGAAUUUGACUACCCAAGUAAAAGAGGGUGUGAUUGGUGAAGCUUUUUGGGCCUCAAAAGUCUCACAUCAACAACGUCCUGCGAUAGAGCAGCAAAAGCAACACCAGUCCAUGGGAGCUUCAGCAGUUCCAAAUGGAGUUCCAAAUUCAGAAGAUUGGCGUGAUCUUGCAUUUGCUGAGAUGGAGCAGCUCAAGAAGAUAUGCGUGCCUCUUCUCAAGAAGAUGUGUCAACAGUAUAUGCAGGCAGCACAAACAGGGAAUAUCCAGCACCACCUGGUUGCACUGCAAAAAAUGAUACGAUUUUUGCAAUUGCCAAGGGAUAGAAUCAUCUUAACUCACACUAAAGAGGAGUUUUAUGGAUGUUUGCUAACAAUUGUGAAAACUCUGAAAUUAUUUGAGAAUUGUCAUAUGAAUCUUGCUAAUAAGCAGCAUUCCCUACGUGGGCAGCCCGGCCUCGGUGGAUCUCGCAUAAACCCAGUUCAGCAAAGUGAUAAUGUGAAACUCCAUUUUCAACCAGUGAACUGGGCUGCAAAUGUCUCUCCUGGUAGUUCUUCAUCUAUAGCGCCACCACGACAAAAAGGUUCAGUAAGGUCAGAAGCAGAUUGGGUUCAGGAUAAUCUGUCGCAGAAUAGCCAACAUUCAGUAAACAUCAAGCCAGAAAUUGAACUCCAGUCUCAUAACAUCAGAAGCUCUAGCGCAACUACCUCUCCGCUCCCAGAACCUGCUAAUCUCGGAAGCAAUAGGCAAUUGUCAACAGCAAUGGAGCCUCAAAGUCGCUUACUUAAAGCGGUUGAGUCUGUGUCAAAUGAAGCAUUGAGAGAGGCAGUAUUGGAAAUAAGUUCAGUUGUAAAUAUGAACGACUCUAUAACAGAACCAUGGUGUCACUCAAAGGCCACUCAUUUAAUGUCGUACGACCGACGUGGUUCCUCAAAUAGUCUGAAGCGCAAAAUAAACGCAACGACCUUAAACGACAUGCCAUCGCCUUGCAGUGAUGCUGCUCAGUCUGCACCAACAGUUAUAUCAAAAAGAACUAAGCUCAAGAAACUGUCCGGUUAUGCCUUAUUAGAAGAAAUGAGAAACAUAAACAAGCAGUUCAUCGAAACAGUCUUGGAAUUAGAUUUGGACGAAAAUCUCAAUGCACGAUUAGCCAAUGCAGGCACUGUUCUUCGAUGCUCAUAUCGCGCUGUAACUGAUAGUAAAAAUUCAGAAGCUCACCCUGUUAAGCUGCCAGUGCUGUCUGUGAAGCUACUUGUGCCUCUUGAUUAUCCAGAGGACUACCCUGUAUUUCUAAGCAAGCUUAACACAGACUGCGGCAAUGUGGACGAACAAUUUAGAGAGCUGUCGAACGAAGCAACGUCGAGGCUACGCGCAUUCCUUCGCACUGUCCCGGAAUGCUUGUCUCUUGAAGAAUAUGCAAGGGCGUGGAAUGAAUGUGCCCGCUCUGUGGUAUCUGAGUAUGCUCAACGUGCUGGUGGGGGAUGCUUCAGUGCUCGAUAUGGGACUUGGGAGGACAGCAUCAGCACAAACUAGCCUCUAAUACUCUUCAUAGUUCAUUUGUUAUAAAUAAAUUUUCUUCAUUUUUUUUGUUAAUAUCACUAAUCCUUAUUGGAAAAUUGGGUCAGAACGAAAAAUUCCU
Cucurbita pepo subsp. pepo (vegetable marrow) is the source of this 2282-nucleotide messenger RNA. Lineage: Eukaryota; Viridiplantae; Streptophyta; Magnoliopsida; Cucurbitales; Cucurbitaceae. The record is from RefSeq and is a predicted model, not a curated record.